AUGGCCAGCGAGUCUUUAUUUCCCGUCUCCAGUUCCAAGCUUGAUCUGCGCGGACAGCAAUUCCGCCAGAAUGAAACCGCAUGGGCGCCGGUGCUGGAGCGGUUCGAAGCAGCUUUGGGGGAGGUCGCCGAGGAGGGCACCGACCACUCUAUGCGGAGACACCAGUCGAGAGGCCAGCUCUUAGCCAGGGAUCGUAUUUCGCUGCUCUUGGAUCCCGACUCACCGUUCCUCGAACUGUGCGCGUUCGCGGGAUACAAAAACCCCGACUCGAACGCGUGUGGCAAUCUAAUUGCUGGCAUCGGGGCAGUCAGUGGUCGACCAUGUCUUCUCAUGUCCCAUAUUCCCACUCAAAGUGGUGGGGCUUGGAACGAAAUGACGGUGUUGAAAGUCAACCGUAUGAUGGAGGUGGCUUUCGAAAAUGACCUGCCUUUGGUCUCUCUGGUCCAAUCGGCCGGGGUGUUCCUACCCCAACAGUUCAGAGUCUUCCACAAGGGAGGCAUGCUGUUCCGCGAUCUCGCCGUCCGGACAGCACACGGCAAGCCAUCGUGCGCCAUCGUCUUUGGAUCAUCGACGGCCGGUGGGGCAUACCACCCCGCGCUGUCGGAUUACACCAUCUUUGUGGAGAACCAGGCCCAGGCCUUCCUCGGAGGGCCCCCGCUGGUCAAAAUGGCCACGGGGGAGGUGAUCGGGGCGGAGGAACUGGGCGGUGCGAAGGUCCAUGCGACAACAACCGGUCUGGCGGACCAGAUUGCCAGUGAUGAAUUCGAUGCAAUUCGCAAAGCCCGCGAGUGGGUGGCAUCCCUUCACGUACGAAAAGUGUCGGUCCCGACGCCAAUCCACGCCGUGGAGCCUCGCUACCCGGUGGAGGACCUGCUGUCGCUGGUGAACCCGGACAUCCGCAAGCCAUUUGACAUGCACGAGGUCCUCCUGCGGAUUGUGGAUGACUCUCGCCUGUCCGUGUUUAAACCAAAAUACGGCACUAACAUGAUCACUGCAUGGGCGCAUAUCCUGGGCUUCCCCGUGGGCAUUGUCGCAAAUCAACUCUCCGUCAUAAACCCUAACGAAGCGGUCAAGACGGCCCAGUUUAUCCGGAUGUGCAACCAGCAAAACACCCCGAUCGUCUUCCUCCACAACGUCACCGGGUUCAUGGUCGGCGCCAAAGCCGAACACGCCGGCAUCAUCAAGAUGGGAGCGCAGUUGGUCUCCGCCGUCAGCUGUUCCACCGUCCCUCACAUCUCCAUCAUUCUCGGGGCGUCGUACGGCGCCGGAAACUACGCCAUGUGCGGACGGUCCUACAAACCCCGUUUUAUCUUCACCUGGCCAACCGGCCGGUGCAGCGUGAUGGGCCCUGACCAGCUCUCUGGAGUGAUGGAGACGGUGCAGCGAUCGAGCGCCAAGUCCAAGGGUGAGGUGCUGUCGCCGGAGAAGCUGGGCAAACGGGUGCAGUCUUUCCGAGACAGUGCCCAGCGGGAUGGGGAGUGCUACUCGACAAGCUCAAUGCUGAUCGACGAUGGGGUCAUCGACCCGAGGGAUACGCGGGAUGUGUUGGGACUGUGUUUGGAGGUGGUCGGGUUGCCUGGCGUCAGUGGGACGUCAACGCAUAAUCUGCUGGCCAGGAUGUAGAGGGACUGUGUGAUACUACGGGGACUUUCUU
Aspergillus campestris IBT 28561 is the source of this 1654-nucleotide messenger RNA. RefSeq names its product acyl-CoA carboxylase subunit beta. Lineage: Eukaryota; Fungi; Ascomycota; Eurotiomycetes; Eurotiales; Aspergillaceae. Bases 1 to 1623 code for a protein of 540 amino acids. The transcript has 7 exons. Gene Ontology annotation, molecular function: ligase activity. The record is from RefSeq and is a predicted model, not a curated record.